Thunnus maccoyii (southern bluefin tuna) is the source of this 1208-nucleotide messenger RNA. It is a transcript of the gene nfkbiab, whose product is annotated as nuclear factor of kappa light polypeptide gene enhancer in B-cells inhibitor, alpha b. Gene Ontology annotation, molecular function: protein binding. Bases 96 to 1052 code for a protein of 318 amino acids. The transcript is spliced from 6 exons. Lineage: Eukaryota; Metazoa; Chordata; Actinopteri; Scombriformes; Scombridae. The record is from RefSeq and is a predicted model, not a curated record.
ACUGACUGCAGCCACACAGAGGGCAUUUACAGCCUGCUGCACAACUCCGCUAGGAUACAACCAAACGCACCUCGUACCGAACAACUAGGACCAGCAUGGACCUCCACCGGACCAGUAUAUUAAACCAAAUGGAUUACAGCCGGGAUUCGAAAGAAGGGAAGCCGGCCCAGUCGACGGAGGAGCGGCUGGACAGCGGCUUGGACUCGCUGAAGGAGGAGGAGUACCAGGCUGUGGCGGCCGAGAUCCGUCGGCUUCAGGUGGACUGUGAGCCGCCGCCGCAGCACCAACAAGCCGCCACGGCAGUCGGAGAGCACGAAUGGAAAACACAGAUCACAGAGGACGGAGACACGCUUCUCCACCUGGCCAUCAUCCACGAGGCCAAGGACUUUACCAGAAAAAUGAUAGACAUGUCCAAGAACACAGACUUCCUCAACGCACAGAAUGACCAGAGACAGACUCCUCUCCAUUUAGCAGUUAUAACAAACCAGGCGGAUAUGUGUCAGCGCCUCCUGGCAGGCGGUUGCGACCCCACGCUGGUGGACGACAACGGUGACACGGCCCUUCACAUCGCCUGUCACCACGGUAACCUGCCCUGCUUCAGCGUCAUCACACAGAACUGUCAGCUAGAGCAUCUACACAGCGUGAUGGCGGCCUACAACUAUCAUGGUCAGAACUGCCUCCACUUGGCUUCAGUUUAUGGUUUCCUCUCGCUGGUGGAGAACCUGGUGGAUCUAGGAGCUGAUAUUAACGCAAAGGAGCAGCGUAACGGUCGCAGUGCGCUGCACCUGGCUGUGGACCAGCAGAACCUCUCACUGGUCCAACUGCUGCUGAAGAAAGGAGCAGACCCCAACCAGCUUACAUCCGGAGGCCACAGUCCCUUCCACCUCACCUACGGUCGCGACAAUGGCAAUAUCAGAAUGGAGCUGUUCUCGCUGACUGAUCCCGGCCUGAGGGAGCUGCCCGAAAGCGAAUCAGAAGACAGCGAGGAGGAGGAGGACAAGGAGAGUGAUGAGGAGGUGGGUUAUGACGACAUCCAGUGGAACGGGCAUUAGCAGGAAGCAAGAGAGAGGAAGUCGCAGAGGCAGGAGGCUGUGAUGAAGACAGAGAAGGACAACAGAAACGGCCUCGGCACGUCUACCACUUCCUGCAGUGACGUCACGUGAGCCCGAUAGCGCGUCAAGAGACGACGUAGAGCGGGCGUGACCGCU